This is a messenger RNA of Ambispora leptoticha, 513 nucleotides long. The record is from the annotation of a GenBank genome assembly. Lineage: Eukaryota; Fungi; Glomeromycota; Glomeromycetes; Archaeosporales; Ambisporaceae.
CCAAAUCCGAUCGCGGAGAUAUUGUUUCAGAAUUCCAGUCAAAGUUUUCGAGAAUAGUCGAUAGAGAAGAGAAAGAUAACUUCAUUACGAAACUUUAUCGAAACAAGAUGAGCAUUAUGCCUUGGCCUGUUUUCAACGAAUCCUCCUUUUAUAAUAAUUUCAAACAAUUAAAAACUAAAUUAGACGAUCAAGAUUCCAAAUAUAAUAAUGCGAAAAUAUUUUUAGAGAAAGCAAAGGUCUUGAUGACGAAAUUAAAAGUUUGUGAUUGGGGCAGUGUACAAGGGACAUUGAUUACAUUGCGUACUCUGGAAUUGAAAAAGUUUAUGCAAGAUGCAAUAUCUCUUGGUUUUGAGCAAAAAGAAGAAGAUCCAUUUUUGUCGUGUGAAAAUAUAAUUGAACCGGUUUAUAGUAUAAAACAUUUAAUGGGGCGAGACGAUGGAAAAUCGAUACCUGAUCCUGAGCUAUCUUUAUCAGACAUUUUUGACGUGCAGGUUAAAUUAAUGCCUGAUGCUG